GACGGCCAUAUGGCAUUGGAAUUGUCGAUGGUCGAGGUAUAAAUACACCGGUCACGCCCAUGUCGAGGAACUCAUCUCCAUCAUCCAAAAGCCUCUGAAACGCAUACAACACUACAAAGCAAGCCCUCUCAGCCAUAUUGUCGCUACCUCUCAUUGCUUCGUCGAACCACUUCAUUCAAACACCUCACUACUCGUUUCCCAUUACAUUCAAUCUUAACACCAAUCAAAAUGGUCCAAACCAUCAGCCUCGGACUCCUUGCGUUCUGCGCCUUGAGCCAGAUUGCCUCUGCGGCACCCGCUCCAGUCCCAAAUUAUACAACUGUAAUCACCAAGACAGUCACCUUCCUGGGCACACACCAUCAGAAACCCCACACCAAGACUGAAACCGUCAAUUCUGUCGUCAAGACGACUUCCAAGACUAGCCCGACCGAGUCCGCCAAGACCAAGUCCACCAAGACGAAGACGUCGAGCACUACGACCGCUUCGCCAUCGCCUACUACCGGCACCUGCGCCUCGAUCGGCAGUGGCUCAUACACCGACAGCGACGGCGUUUCGUACACGGUCGCUUGCGGCACCGACUUCUAUGGCGGUGAUUUGACGCAUGUCGAAGGCGCCUCCUUCGAAAGCUGCUUCGCCGCCUGCGAUAAUACUUCAGGCUGUGUGGCCUUCUCUUGGGUGGGCCAGAAUGGCACCCAUGUCGGCCCAGGCGACUGCUACUUGAAGUCGACCCUUGAGCAAGGAGACUCGAACUCCGCCGUUGAUGGUGCCUACAAGAACCAAUAAACGUGGUGCACUCUCCUAUCUUUAUAGUUUUGU
This is a messenger RNA of Neohortaea acidophila, 816 nucleotides long. RefSeq lists its product as uncharacterized. The transcript has a single exon. The record is from RefSeq and is a predicted model, not a curated record. NCBI's taxonomy places the organism in Eukaryota, Fungi, Ascomycota, Dothideomycetes, Mycosphaerellales, Teratosphaeriaceae. Bases 229 to 783 code for a protein of 184 amino acids.